AUGACAAGCACCACAGAGACCAGCACGAGUUCUGUGACGACUACGACGGAGACCAGCACAACCAGCGUGACAAGCACGACAGAGUCGAGCACGACCAGUGCGUCAAGCACCACGGGCACCAGCACGACGUCGGUGACAAGCACCACAGAAUCAAGCUCCACAACGGUCACGAGCACCAGUGAAACUAGCACAAGUAGUGUGACAAGCACCACAGAGACCAGCACGACAACGCCCACGAGCACCACGGAGACGAGCACAACGACGAUGACAAGCACCACAGAGACCAGCACGAGUUCUGUGACGACUACGACGGAGACCAGCACAACUAGCGUGACAAGCACGACAGAGUCGAGCACGACCAGUGUGUCAAGCACCACGGGCACCAGCACGACGUCGGUGACAAGCACCACAGAAUCAAGCUCCACAACGGUCACGAGCACCAGUGAAACUAGCACAAGUAGUGUGACAAGCACCACAGAGACCAGCACGACAACGCUCACGAGCACCACGGAGACGAGCACAACGACGAUGACAAGCACCACAGAGACCAGCACGAGUUCCGUGACGACUACGACGGAGACCAGCACAACCAGCGUGACAAGCACGACAGAGUCGAGCACGACCAGUGCGUCAAUACCACGGGCACCAGCACGACGUCGGUGA
This is a messenger RNA of Prorocentrum cordatum, 663 nucleotides long. NCBI's taxonomy places the organism in Eukaryota, Dinophyceae, Prorocentrales, Prorocentraceae. The record is from the annotation of a GenBank genome assembly.